This is a messenger RNA of Penicillium alfredii, 1968 nucleotides long. Its product is annotated as Hsp70 family protein. Lineage: Eukaryota; Fungi; Ascomycota; Eurotiomycetes; Eurotiales; Aspergillaceae. The record is from RefSeq and is a predicted model, not a curated record. Gene Ontology annotation, cellular component: mitochondrion; cytoplasm. Bases 1 to 1968 code for a protein of 655 amino acids. Gene Ontology annotation, molecular function: ATP hydrolysis activity; heat shock protein binding; ATP binding. The transcript is spliced from 5 exons. Gene Ontology annotation, biological process: cellular response to unfolded protein; protein refolding.
AUGCUUGCUUCUCGCAUUUCUCGCGCGCUCCCGCGCACUGCUUUCGCCCGCACCCCUGCCAGCAGAAUCCCCGGUGCAUCGUUCCGGAGAUGGAACUCGACAGAGGGUGGCGAGGAGAAGGUUAAGGGCCAGGUCAUCGGUAUUGACCUUGGUACCACCAACUCUGCCGUUGCCGUGAUGGAGGGCAAGGCUCCCAAGAUCAUUGAGAACUCCGAAGGUGCCCGUACCACCCCCUCGGUCGUUGGUUUCGCCCAGGAUGGCGAGCGGUUAGUCGGUAUUGCCGCUAAGCGUCAGGCCGUGGUCAAUCCCGAGAACACUCUGUUCGCUACCAAGCGUCUCAUCGGUCGCAAGUUCACCGAUGCUGAGGUUCAGCGUGACAUUAAGGAGGUCCCCUACAAGAUUGUCCAGCACACCAACGGCGAUGCCUGGGUUGAGGCCCGUGGCCAGAAGUACUCGCCCUCGCAGAUCGGUGGUUUCGUCCUCAACAAGAUGAAGGAGACUGCCGAGUCCUACCUCAGCAAGCCCGUUAAAAACGCCGUCGUGACUGUGCCCGCGUACUUCAACGACUCGCAGCGUCAGGCCACCAAGGAUGCUGGUCAGAUCGCUGGUCUGAACGUCCUGCGUGUUGUUAACGAGCCUACCGCAGCUGCCCUUGCCUACGGUCUGGAGAAGGAGAACGACCGUGUGGUCGCCGUGUAUGACCUGGGUGGUGGCACCUUCGAUAUCUCGGUCCUCGAGAUCCAGAAGGGUGUGUUCGAGGUUAAGUCGACCAACGGUGACACCCACCUUGGUGGUGAGGACUUCGAUAUCAACCUGGUCCGCCACAUCGUGGAGCAGUUCAAGAAGGAGUCUGGCCUGGACCUCUCUGGUGACCGCAUGGCCAUCCAGCGUAUCCGUGAGGCCGCUGAGAAGGCCAAGAUCGAGCUGUCGUCUUCGCUCCAGACUGAGAUCAACCUGCCCUUCAUCACUGCCGAUGCCUCCGGUGCCAAGCACAUCAACUUGAAGAUGACUCGCGCUCAGCUCGAGUCUCUGGUUGACCCCCUGAUCAACCGCACUAUCGACCCCGUGCGCAAGGCCCUGAAGGAUGCCAACCUCUCGUCCAGCGAGAUCCAGGACAUCAUCCUGGUCGGUGGUAUGACCCGUAUGCCCAAGGUUACCGAGUCGGUCAAGUCUAUCUUCGGCCGUGACGCCGCCAAGUCGGUCAACCCUGACGAGGCCGUCGCCAUUGGUGCCGCCAUCCAGGGUGCCGUCCUGGCUGGUGAGGUUACUGACGUCCUGCUGCUCGAUGUUACUCCCCUUUCCCUCGGUAUCGAGACCCUGGGCGGUGUCUUCACCCGCCUGAUCAACCGUAACACCACCAUCCCCACCAAGAAAUCUCAGACCUUCUCUACCGCUGCCGACUUCCAGACUGCCGUGGAGAUCAAGGUCUACCAGGGUGAGCGUGAGCUCGUCAAGGACAACAAGAUGCUGGGCAACUUCCAGUUGGUCGAGGUUACCUUCGACAUUGACGCCGACUCCAUUGUCCACGUCCACGCCAAGGACAAGUCCACCAACAAGGACCAGUCCAUCACCAUCGCUUCUGGCUCCGGUCUGUCUGACGCUGAGAUCCAGUCGAUGGUUGAUGACGCCGAGAAGUAUGGUGAGCAGGACAAGGAGCGCAAGUCCGCCAUUGAGGCUGCCAACCGCGCCGACAGCGUCCUGAACGACACCGAGAAGGCUCUCAAGGACUUCGAGGACCGUCUGGACAAGGCUGAGGCCGACCAGAUCCGCGAGAAGAUUGCCGCUCUCCGUGAGUUCGUUGUCAAGAAUCAGUCUGGCGAGGGCACCGCUACCGCCGAGGAGCUGAAGCAGAAGACCGACGAGCUCCAGACUGCUAGCUUGAGCCUGUUCGACAAGAUGCACAAGGCUCAGUCCGAGCAGCAGCAGCAGCAGCCCGGUGGCGAGCAGCAGGGUGAGAACAAGCAGUAA